UUUUAUAUCAGACACUUUGAAGAGUGUUGUUUCACUUAGUUGUCCAUGAGAAUAUUAUAGGCAAGGAGAAUAAAUCUCUAUUUUAGAAAUUGAGGAAACUGAGUUUCAGAGAAACAAAGUAACCUGCCCAUGGUUUCACAGCCAGUACGUGGCAGCUCUUCUGAUAGCAAGUCCAAGGUUCUUUUCCACACUACCUCCUUAAGAUUAGGCGCCAGAAGGAAUCUCAGGAUGAAAAUAUACUGAGUUAUACCAGUAACUGGGAGGGCUUGAUUGUUUGUUUUAUGGGAACAGGUUCUGUCAGCUUCUCUAUAGUUGUUAAGGUUAGUGUGAGACCAGCAGAGCAGCUUUGAAAGAAGCAGAAUUCUUUCACAGUUUUGUUGAGGAGGAAGUCUGAGGGAACAGACCUGAUAAUGUGAGAGAAACCCAGGCAUCUACCUGGAUGAGAGGAGUUUGCAGACAAAGGACAGAAGAAGAGAGACCAGAUUCCCAAAAGGGUUCCUAAGGUAACACUGGCAGCUUUGGUUAUCCAGCAGCCUGUUGGUGACUGUAGGUGAAGAGAUUGUUUUCUGAAGGCUGCGUUGAAGGCUGUGACAGAGAGAGAGCCCGUGUGGAGCUGAUGGGGAGGCUUUCUGAAUAACAUGGCCCUUCGCCAUUAGCCUUGCCAUGACCACAUUUUUCACCAGCGUUCCCCCCUGGAUUCAAGAUGCAAAGCAGGAGGAGGAAGUGGGCUGGAAACUAGUUCCCAGGCCUCGGGGCCGGGAGGCGGAGAGUCAAGUGAAAUGCCAAUGUGAAAUCUCGGGGACACCCUUCUCAAAUGGGGAGAAGCUGAGACCUCACAGCCUCCCCCAUCCAGAGCAGAGACCGUAUAGCUGCCCUCAGCUGCACUGUGGCAAGGCUUUUGCCUCCAAGUACAAGCUGUAUAGGCACAUGGCCACCCACUCAGCCCAGAAACCCCACCAGUGCAUGUACUGUGAUAAGAUGUUUCACCGCAAGGACCAUCUGCGGAACCACUUGCAGACCCACGACCCCAACAAAGAGGCCCUCCACUGUUCCGAGUGUGGUAAGAAUUAUAAUACAAAGCUAGGCUACCGGCGCCACCUGGCCAUGCAUGCUGCCAGCAGCGGUGACCUCAGCUGCAAGGUGUGUCUGCAGACCUUUGAGAGUACCCAGGCCCUGCUAGAGCACCUAAAGGCCCACUCACGCCGGGUAGCAGGCGGUGCCAAGGAGAAGAAGCACCCCUGUGACCAUUGCGACCGGCGGUUCUAUACUCGUAAGGAUGUGCGGCGGCACUUGGUGGUGCACACAGGCCGAAAGGACUUCCUGUGCCAGUACUGUGCCCAGCGAUUUGGCCGCAAGGACCACUUGACGCGUCAUGUCAAGAAGAGCCACUCGCAGGAGCUGCUCAAGAUCAAGACAGAGCCAGUGGACAUGUUAGGCCUACUCAGCUGCAGCUCCACAGUCAGCGUGAAGGAAGAGCUGAGCCCUGUGCUGUGCAUGGCCUCUCGGGACGUGAUGGGGGCCAAGGCCUUCCCUGGCAUGUUGCCCAUGGGCAUGUAUGGUGCCCACAUCCCUACCAUGCCCAGCGCGGGCGUGCCACACUCCCUGGUGCACAACACGCUGCCCAUGGGUAUGAGCUACCCUCUGGAAUCCUCACCUAUCUCUUCCCCACCUCAGCUUCCUCCAAAAUACCAGCUUGGAUCUACCUCAUACUUGCCUGACAAAUUGCCCAAAGUGGAGGUGGAUAGUUUUCUGGCGGAGCUUCCUGGAAGUUUGUCUCUCUCAUCCGCUGAACCCCAGCCCGCCUCACCUCAGCCGGCGGCAGCUGCGGCCCUCCUAGAUGAAGCACUGCUCACCAAGAGCCCCGCCAACCUCUCUGAGGCCCUCUGCGCUGCUAAUGUGGACUUCUCCCACUUACUGGGCUUUCUUCCACUCAACCUGCCCCCGUGUAACCCGCCCGGGGCCACAGGAGGCCUGGUCAUGGGCUACUCCCAGGCCGAGGCACAGCCCUUGCUCACCACUUUGCAAGCUCAGCCUCAAGAUUCCCCGGGACCUGGGGGACCGCUGAACUUCGGGCCUCUGCACUCCUUGCCUCCUGUCUUCACCUCUGGCCUGAGCACCACCACCCUGCCUCGUUUCCACCAGGCAUUCCAGUAGUCCCCAAGGAGGCCCUCAGCUCAGUCUUGGGCUCUGUCAGGGAGCCUCAGUACCUACCCCAUCUGCAUCCCCCAUGAAGGCAGCUGAGCUUUCAGAGCUGGGUUCAAAAAGAAAAAAUUCCAGUAUCUGUUUGGAGCACUUGGUUUGGGGGCUCAGGCUCCAGGAUCAGUUCCAGGAGGAGCCUUGAGCCCCAACCCCAUGAAAAGAUCUCAUACCAUAGGACUUCAGGUAUUUUUACUUUUAUUUUUUAAAUCUGAAUCGGGAGCCACACUUAGCCCUCUCCAUCUCCAAAGCAUCAGCACCUCCUUUUCUUCGGAGAAGGGAGAGGUCUCUUGGAGACCCGGAGGGUUUCACUUUGGAUGACCUCAAGAGAAAUAGCCCAAGAAGCCUGCCUUCUGGUCCCAACCUGCAGACCCCACAGCAGUUGGUCAGACUUCCGGAGAGGGUCACUUGGCUCCAUCUCCUGCUUCCAACCAAUGGGCAAGAAAAAGAGCCUCUGUUCUUCCCCACUAUCCCCCAUCCCUCCUGUACCAACACCUCCAUUUUCAGUCAGUGUUGUCCAGCAACGGUACCGUUUACACAGUCGCCUCAGACACAUCAUUUCACUUCCCUUGCCAAGCUGUUAGCCUUAGAAUGAUUGCAGUGAACAUUGUUUACACACCAUGAAUCCAUUCCCACCAGUCCAUUCCAGUUGGCACCAGCCGGAACCAUUUGGUACCUGGUGUUUACUGGAGCCCUGUUUACAAGGCGGAGUCGGAUCUCGCUGACUUCUCUUCACUUGAGGUCACAUUUUUCCCCUGUGGGGAAAUAAACUGACUUUGGACUGCUUCAGUCUCUGCCAUCUUCCAUGACUGUGUCUGUUCUGCCUUCCUCAGCAGCGUCCACAGAAGGCAGGGAAGAAGAUUGGAGCAGUUUUCUCACAGAUCUGCAAUUCUGUUUUUCUCCAAGUACAUCAUGGCCCCCUCAUCCUCCUUUUGAACUGGAGAGGGGAAGAAAUGAAAGGCAUGCCCACUUCCAUCACCUCCCUAUUCCCUAUCCCCUACCCUGAACAUCAUGAGCUGUUAUCAUUAGUCUUGGAAGGAGGGACUUUAGUUCUAGGCUGGUGUGGAUAGCAAAGGAGAGGGUGUGAACCCGUCAUUUGUCUUUCUCCUACCUGUUCCUUUUCCAGGAAAUUGUGGAAUUGUUGGAAGAAGAGUUUUCAGAAAGUUAGGACUGGGUGGACAGUUGAGUCCUGAUCUGUGGGUACAUCGUUGCCUCCCAUACCAAACUUUUUUCUUAUCCAGUGUCCCUCCUCUCUCCACUUUGCAGUCCCCACGGACUCAGGGACACUGUGCAUAGGCUUCUCUGCCCUCCAUCAAAAGACUUCCACCUUCCUUUUGUGGCCCCCCUCAGUUUUGCCCCCGGCACUCAGCAGCAAGGUUUCUUGCAACAAAUGAUUAGUUCUUUUCUGACUUGUGGGGCUCCCUGCCACAGACAGCAACAGGCCUUGCCCGGCUGAACUCCAUCUCUUUCAUCUCAGUUCUGCAUAGGCUUCGCUCUUCCCACUUGUGGAAGGGAGGCAGCUCAGGGACCACUAAUGUGGGACCCUCUUGAGACACUUCCACUCUGAUUCAGAAACACACUUCUACCUCUUUACUGUUAACUCCUACAGAUGCAGCCAGCAGUUUCUGGGCACUUCUCUCAGCGGGUGCCUCAUGCUGGCUUCUCCACUAGGGUUUCAGGACAAACUACCAAGGAACUGCCUCAGCCUCCUCCCAGUCUUCCCCCUCUCCCCCUUCUCUCUAGAAAUCACUUUGAUUUAUCAUCAGGAACUGAGCAUGUUCAAGACCCAGGCUUCUGCUUCAGCCCAGGCCAGUACUCUUUGUUUGAGGUGAAAGCCUUAAAAUGUAGCUCCCUGGCCCUUGAUUGGAAGUAAUGUCAAGUAAAUAAGCAUGUUUUGAUUUAAGUAGGGUAGCUUGGGAUACCUUUAAGAAGACAAAACAAAACCAGAUAUAAAAAUGUCUGGCAAGGUUAGAAUCAGACUAGGUGAUUUGCUUCUAAAAAUUAGUUUCAGUGAGUCCCAGGGACUAAUUAAGGUUUAUUUUUAAAAGCGUCCACUUUGGUACGCAGCCACCUCCUGCAUGCUGUGCAUGUUAUUGGGACUCGUAUUACAGGGAAUGGUAUGUGAGGAUCUAAGCAGGACUCAGUGCUGCCAUUCUCCUUGUCUCUGGUCUUCGUCACUAGACCCAGCAACCCUUCACCACUCCCUGCCACCUUCCCUGCACCCUUAGUUUACAGAGGUAAAUGGGCCUCUGGCCACAGAAUAUAAAGUGUCGGGCUGUUAGAGGAGUCCCCUCCUCUCUGCUCUUUCCUGUCCCUUCCUUGAAUUCUACCCCCCAUUAGUGAUGCUGGGAAACUCAUAGGACAGGCAAAGCAACUAUUUAAAACCUUGUAACUGGGGCCUUGCCCCUCCUUCCCUCCCCUUCUUCCUUCCAUCCUGCCCCUCCUUUCCUCUUCCUUCAAUGCCCUCAACACCCAUAAAGAAUUUCCCUGUCACUGUGAACUUUGCUGGUGCAGAGGAACAUCUGCCUUUACCUUUUUUUGGACCAUAGCCACCCAGCUGUUUCUUAAACCUCUCUUCCCAAAAUUUAAAAAAAAAAAAAAAAAAAAAAGCCUUAUUGGCCUGGUUGUUCAAAGGA
Molecule: messenger RNA, 4832 nt
Organism: Ceratotherium simum simum (southern white rhinoceros)
Lineage: Eukaryota; Metazoa; Chordata; Mammalia; Perissodactyla; Rhinocerotidae
Source: RefSeq, a predicted model, not a curated record